Messenger RNA from Coregonus clupeaformis (lake whitefish), 5256 nucleotides. Its product is annotated as large proline-rich protein BAG6-like. The record is from RefSeq and is a predicted model, not a curated record. Gene Ontology annotation, cellular component: BAT3 complex. Lineage: Eukaryota; Metazoa; Chordata; Actinopteri; Salmoniformes; Salmonidae. Gene Ontology annotation, molecular function: misfolded protein binding; polyubiquitin modification-dependent protein binding. Bases 922 to 4626 code for a protein of 1234 amino acids. The transcript is spliced from 24 exons.
CGUCUAUGGCAAGGAUUAUUUAAUUUUAUUUAUCUCGGUAGCCUAUGGUGGCUUUAUCUCCUCGCCAACUUCCGUACAUCUGCACUAACACGAGAACACAGGAAAGGUGAAAGCAAUGUCUGGGAUUUGUGCUCAACUGUCUAGUUCUUUACGAUCAGUGCAUAUGGUCUCAUGUUCCCUCUCCUCUCACUCCCUCUUUACACAAGCUGAACAUUGCGCCCAUGGACACCAUCCUGGCGUCAGCUAAAAAUAGACCGGAUUAAACUCAAACUGAGAUGAGAAAAAGGUGAAGAAGAAGAGCGGGAUUAAUGGAGGGAACACUGCUCCAAAUCUAAUUCCCAAGGGCCAAAGAGUGGGAACGUUAAGAGGGAGAGCAUACAUUAAAGUACUCAAGUACAUUAGAUACACUGAUGUUAAACUGCAUCUGUAAAUUGUUCAUUGGUACAUCUUGUUUUCAAGUCCACAGUUAUUGCUGUACUCUCACUCUCAAAUCAAUUCAAAGGGCUUUAUUGGCAUGGGAAACAUAUGUUUACGCACACUGCACAGAGACUCACACCAAAACAAACAGGCAUUUAAAAUGGACACGCAUUUUAUGCGUCAUAUGGGUCCUUGCACGACUUAGUGUCGCACUUUUUUUAGCAACCAUUCAACGGAAUAUGAAUUGUAAAUAUUUGAAGAAUAGACAAAGUAGCUAAUUGCUCAUGUAACGCCAUUGCAAUUACACCGACAGUGUACCGUUGGAUGCAGAGAAAGUAACGGAAUUGCCUUGCUUUGACAUUGAACGAAGACAAAGAAGUUCUUGAGAUUAACGUUAGCUGGCGUUAACUGGCUUCCUGAUUGAAUACAUGUGGAUUAGCUAGCUGACUAGCAAACUAACAACAACCCCGAUUCAAGUGAGUUUACCCAAAACAGCAGAGAACCAUGGAGGAGUCAGCAAGCACCAUAGAGGUCACAGUGAAGACCCUGGACUCCCAGAGCAGGAGCUACACUGUCCGGGGAGAGUUGACAGUGAAGGAGUUCAAAGAACACAUAGCUGCCUCAGUGGAGAUCCCAGUGGACAAGCAGAGACUAAUCUACCAGGGCAGAGUGCUGCAGGAUGAGAGGACACUGAACGAAUACAAUGUGGCUGGUAAGGUGAUCCACUUGGUGGAGCGUGCUCCUCCUCAGACCUCCCAAUCUGGUGGCGGGGGAGGAGGAGUGUCCUCAGGAGGAACAGAGGGAGGUGCCAACACCUCCUCCUCCCAGGGAGGACCCCAGGACCGCAACGGGAACAGCUACGUCAUGCUGGGAAGCUUCAACCUGCCCGUCAACAUCAUGGACCCCCAGCAGAUACAGAUGCAAGUACAGCAGAUGAUGGCAGGAGUGGGAGAAGCAGGAAGGAAUACCAGAGUCAGCACCAGCACUGGAAGCAACGGCUCAGUGGAUGUGCAUAUCAACGUUGACCAAUCAGUGCAGAGCGAGCCCAGGAUGAGGCUGCAAUUGGCUGAGAACUUGCUAAGAGAUACCCAAUCUCUGAUCCACAGACUGGAGGGUCAGCCCAGUGACGUGCCAUCUCAAGCCGAGCCGGAGACGUCUCAGUCCACCUCCUCCUCCUCCUCUUCCUCCUCAUCCUCCUCUUCCUCUUCCUCUACAGCUGCCACUGAAGGAGCAGCACAGCCUAUGGACACCUCCCCCCCUGCUCCACCACCUCCUCCUCCCACAUCCUCCACCCAGACAGAGGGACUACCCCACUCCGGGCCCAACCACCCCAGCCCAGCAGAGCUGGUGGAGGUGUUGUCAGAGGUGAGGAGGGUGGAGGAGAGGCUUCGUCCCUUCAUAGAGAGAACUCACUCCAUCCUGGGGGCUGCCACUUCAGCAGACUACAACAACAACACCCAGGAGAGAGAGGAGGACCAGCAUGUUCUCAACCUGGUCGGGGAGUCUCUCCGUCUCCUUGGCAACACCCUGGUUGCCCUUAGCGAUCUGCGUUGUAACCUGGCCACUCCUCCCCCCCGUCACGUCCACGUGGUUCGGCCCAUGUCCCACUACGGCUCCCCCGUCCUGCUGCAGGGUGGUAUGCCCCACCACAUCCCCAUACCGAUAAACCUUGGAAACCUGGGGACCACAGUGACUAUGACGUCCAAUGGGAGGCAGGCAGCCGAGGGCCGAGCCCAACCCUCUCAGGCUCCUGGCCCAUCAGAGAGCCAGGCCCCACCUCCACAGCCCAACGCAGCCAAUCAGCAGCCAGGUCAGGGCCAGGGGGCUCCGCAUGUGAUCAGAAUCACCCACCAGACCAUGGAGCCUGUGGUAAUGAUGCAGAUGAACUUGGACGAUUCUGGCAGCGGCCCUCAGGUCCAAGGACAACAGAUCCCCAUGGGUACUGGACAGCCUGGUGCUACUCCAGUCCACAUCCCAGGCCUUCCUCCAGAGUUCAUGCAGGCCAUCGUCCACCAGCUCUCUCAGCAGGCGGCUGCCAUGGCAACCGCCGCCUCCACCGGUCAUCCCGGGCAACCAGGAGUGGGUGUCCCCGGGGCCACCCCCAGCUCUGAACCCUCUGCCCCGCCUCACCCUCACAGCCCAUUGCCCCCUGGGGCCAGGGUGGCGAUCACGCGCCCCUCCUUCUCCCCCCACAUCCCCCAGCCUGUGGGCACCAGGGGCACCACAAUCAACCUCAGGGCUUCAGUGCCCCCUGCUGGCGGACAACAGAACCUACAGGGCACACCUCUGGCUCCCUCUCCCCUAACUCAGAUGAUCAGUGGUCUGGUUGGACAGCUCCUGAUGCCUGGACAACAGAUGCCUGGACAGCAGGGUCCUCCAGGUGACCAGGCAUCCACCAGCUCCUCCUCUGCCUCCCACUCCUUCUCUUUCUCCACCUCCUCCUCUUCAUCCUCUUCUGCCUCCUUCUCCUCCUCCAACCCCGUCCCUCCCCACCCCUCCUGUGGGGCGACCACCUCUGGCCAGACCACCACCCACACCACCAACACCACCUCCGUGGGCCAGCCACCGGAGGGGGUUGCCGAGGCCAACCUAGCCCAGCUCCUGGGCUCCCUGCUGGGUGGAGCAGGCGUGCCAGGAGCCCCUGGUUCUGCAGCUAACCCACACAUCACUGUGACUGUACCUGGAGUCCCAGGGUUCUUCCAAGGCAUGUCAGAAUUCAACCAGGCUAACCAACCCAUCUUCUCCCGACCCUCACCCGCACCCGGCCAGGAGCCUCCCCCUGGCCAAGGCACCCCUGCCCCCCCUCCCCAGGCGGCCCCUGGGGGUGAACGGGACCCCUCCCUGAGCCCGGACCUGUUUACAGGUAUUGUCCAGGGGGUCCUCUCCACCAUGAUGGGUUCUCUGGGGGCUCCGCAGGGUAACGGGGAGAGCAUCGCUCAGUUCAUCCAGAGACUGUCUCAGACCACCAACCUUUUCACACCUGGAUCUGGGGACGCUGUCGGGUUCUUUGGGGACCUGUUGUCUAUGGUGUGUCAGAGUUUCUCCAUGGUGGACAUGGUGUUGUUACUCCAUGGUAACGCCCAGCCUCUCAGCCGGAUCCAGCCCCAGCUGACUGACUUCUUCAACCAGCACUACCUGCAGGGCCGAGAGCCUACUGACGCCAAUAUCAAUGCAGCAUCUGAAGACCUCAUCAAUGGUCUGGAGGAGUACAUAGCAGAGAGCUUUGCCACAGUGACAGUGAGAGAGGGAGUGGACAUCAUUCAGACCAACAUCUCUUUCCUUAGACAGCAGUUCACCCGCAUGGCCACGCACAUCCUACGCUGCACAGACCACACGUUUGGCCCCCGCCUGCUGCUGCUCUGCACCCAGGGUCUGUUUGAGUGUCUGGCUCUCAACCUGUACUGUCUCCGAGGGGAACAGAGAGCUCUCACCCAAGUCAUCAACCACCGCAUCACGAGGAUGUCAGCAGAGGUCAACCCCAGCCUGGUCAACUGGCUGACCAGUAUGAUGACCAUGAGACUCCAUGUCAUUCUGGAGCACAACCCAGUCACUGAGGACCACAUCCAGCACUAUGUCAUCCACACACAGAGAGCAGAGCCUGAGGCACAGGCUGGACAGCAGACAGACACACAGAACAUGGAGAUGGAUGAAGGUCUGUCCCCGGCCCCAGCCACCACAGCAGGGGAGGCCAUGGUUUCAUCAGGGGACAGACAGGAAGUUGGAGCGUCCCCCGGGGUGACCACCCCCUCGCGGAGAGCAUCGUCAGGGGAGACUGGAAGAGCCGCUGCCAUGGCAGCAGGAAGAAGGGAGGAGUCUGUAGGAGACGUGGAGCCCUGGGCAGCUACAGUGCCCCCUGAGUGGGUGCCCAUCAUCAGACACGACAUGCUGUCUCAGAGGAAGAUGAAGACUCAGCCCCCUCUGUCUGACGCAUACCUCCACGGGAUGCCUGCCAAGAGGAGGAAGACCCACCAGGGUGAGGGCCCCCACCUGUCCCUGUCUGAGGCAGUGAGCCGGGCUGCCCGGGCUGCAGGAGUCAUACCUGUCACUAGCCCAGACAGCCUCCACGGGGAGCUAGAGGAGCCAGCGCUGCAGGAGGCCUACCAAGAACAGGUGAGGAGUGACAUCAAGGAGAGAGUAAGGGAUGACCAAGACUUCAGCUCCCAGCGUUUCCCCAACACACACCGCGCCUUCUCUCUAGAUGACUCUUAAAUCUCAUUGGUCCUCAGGCCUGUCAAAAACCCCAUCUAGACAAUCAGUUUUCUCCAUGGAUGACUCCUAAACUGAUUGGUCACCACACCUGUCAAUAACCACAUCUAGCAAAUCACUCACAACCAUGAUGUAUCCUGGGGUUUGUUCAUCAUCAUGCAGCUCUGACAUCACGUCAGGAAUCACGUCCGCUCGAUUCGUGACAUUUCUAUCUUCAACAUUAUGUAAUGCGCCCCAGACUCCAUUCUGCAACAUUCCCUGCAGGUCUCUCAUAUCCAAUGAAGGACAAAGAGCAAAGAAAAUACAAGAGACAUGACUUGCUUAGACCCUGCUUUCUCACUGACCUGCCACGGAAAAUGCCACUCACUGAAAACCGAGAAGAGCUUUACAACCUGUCUGUCAUCUAUCAAUGGAAAAUGUCAGUCAGUGUGGUAUCUUCCCCAAACCAAUUCUUUCUCAUUCCAACAAACUCAUUCCUAACUGGUUGUCAUCUGUAUGUCCUGUUGUCCUUAUGAGGCUUUAAGUUGUAAAUUAGCACAAAUUGUACAUUGUAUUAAGAACGUGAUGUAAUAAUAUUGUAGUGAUAAUGCAACAGCUAUUUCUUGUUAAGUUAAUAAAGUAACGAAACCUUUC